Messenger RNA from Chaetomium strumarium, 1947 nucleotides. RefSeq lists its product as uncharacterized. The record is from RefSeq and is a predicted model, not a curated record. The transcript has a single exon. Lineage: Eukaryota; Fungi; Ascomycota; Sordariomycetes; Sordariales; Chaetomiaceae. The coding region runs from base 266 to 1882 and encodes 538 amino acids.
GAACGAUAUUGAUGCUCUCUGUUGUCUUCGCAGCUCUGCAGAACGCGGGGUAUCAACUCUACUCGGUUAUUAUCGCGAUAAGUGGCUGCUCAUUAUUCUCGCUCCCUCUCUUCCCUCAUUUCUUUCACUGUAGAUUACACCGACUCAGCGAUAAUACCAGCAAAUCCAGUUCCCUGACUGCCUGUCCAUCUACUCCUUGAGGCCUCCACCGAGUCGCUUCGCCAUCCUGUUGAUACUGGCUGUCGCUGCCACCCACGAGCUAGCAAUGGCGCCGCCGCCUUAUUCUGCCGGCGUCCAUUUCGGGAAGGGAGUCGCCCAACGAGCCGAGAGUGAAAGCUGUUCUGGCUGGGACUGCCUCAGCGACGCUACGCAGGCCGGCAUCCUCCUCGUCGCCGUCUCAUCUGUAGCAGUUCUGGGCUACUUGUACUGGCGGUUCAAGAUCAAACCCAACCGCCAGCAUGGCGGUAACAAUGGGGCCCGGACUUCGACCCAUGGCCAGUGGGAAGUGACGCGAAGGAGCCCCAACACACUCUCAAUCACGCUCUACCGUGAGCCUAGACCGCCGAGCAAUGAAGAAGCCGGCACGACGGACAGCAGGGCCCCAGCGCGAGCGAGACGAAAGAAAGGGAACAAUAAAUCCACUCAAACGGAGGAAAAUCAACUUGAUCAGACAACUGAACAAGCUGGAAUUGCUUGCGUUCCACAAAUCCAUCUGCUACCACCGCCGCCGGUGCUGCCGCCACCGCCUCCUGCCCCGAUCUUCUGGACGGCUGCUACGCCUUCGGCCAUUCCACCUCCACCACCGUUUGGACAUCCAGUCCCUUGGCCCCCCGCGCCUCCUCCAGUUACGCAGUAUGCAGUCCCUAUUGGCUCAGGUCCAGCGACAGCCCCUUACCCGCCAGAUGUGCCCCCUCCGUACUUUAACCACGCCGCCUCGCGCAACUUUGAGCGUUACGGCCCCAAACAGAGGAAUGACGAGACGACACGGCCGGCCUGGACACCCCAGCCAAACCCAUGGUCAAGACCUCCGCGGGUGAACCAAGAACGAAUGCGGCAAGCAGCCCCGCUGGCGAGGGAUCAGAGACAGCGGCGGCGUUGGUUCUCCUGGGGCGGACAACCGCGGGUACCUGGUCACGCCAGGACCCUGUCUAACUCCUCCUCCUUUACCAUUGCCAGAAUCCGAUCGCCUUCCCCUCCUCCGCGUCCAGAUUCCCCGAAAACAGACGGGCGUGCAAGAGGUCACACGAGGGAGUCCCCAAGCAAAAGGGCCCGGCAGUCCUCGGUGAACCAUCAUCGAGCAGAAGACCACGCCCGAACCCCACGACAGAACCAACCACCAGUGCGCAAGCAGCAUUCACACCGCUGCGGCUCCUCCGCAUCUCAGUCCGAAAUCAGCUACAGUUCCAGCUACAUCAAUUCGAGCGACGAGGCCGUGUGCAACCCGAUAGGUUUGCCCGAACCCCGUCACAAAGCCAACCAGCAACCGAGCAGGGAGAGGCGCAGCUGCCGCGACGAUCGCGGCCCGGCGCCUCGUCGAGCACCUUCAGAUUCCAUCUCGCUGUCCCCCUUACCCCGGCAGCGUUCUCUAUCCGCCCGCCCCAGAUUCAGAAGAGUGGAGCCAAGUCCAGACAUACAAUUCCCAACCCCCGAACGCCGCCGAGCGCAGGUGUCGUUCGAGCGUAGUAGUACCGGAAACCCUGGGCGCACGUUCACACCGCCGCCACCGCCGCCGCCGCGUGACUCGAGCGCACGGAGGCCUUCGCGAACUCGGCGUGCACCGAGCGGUAGCAGGCGCCGCUCGCAAGCCAGAAGACAAAGGGAGCCGACUCCAUCCUUGUUUGAGGUGUUCCGUCUGAUACGCCAUGCUCUGCGUGACGAUUAGGUAAGUAGGGAGGAGACCCGGUCAAGGUUCCUGAGCCAAUACACAGAGAAGUGAUUGUGUGGAUU